Messenger RNA from Plasmodium vinckei vinckei, 5052 nucleotides. Its product is annotated as conserved Plasmodium protein, unknown function. Gene Ontology annotation, cellular component: membrane; cytoplasm; lipid droplet. The coding region runs from base 1 to 5052 and encodes 1683 amino acids. The transcript has a single exon. Gene Ontology annotation, molecular function: triacylglycerol lipase activity. Lineage: Eukaryota; Apicomplexa; Aconoidasida; Haemosporida; Plasmodiidae. Gene Ontology annotation, biological process: lipid homeostasis; triglyceride catabolic process. The record is from RefSeq and is a predicted model, not a curated record.
AUGGGAAAUUCAAGCGUAAAGGAAAGUUUUAGGGAAGAAGAAAAUGUAGAAGAACUAAACAAACGUAAUGAAUCAGAAAAAGAAGAAAAAAAAAAAUCUAGCAUCUUUAUCGAAGACAAUAUAAUAAAUAUGUACAUUGAUGAAAACAAUUUUAGUGAUCUGUUUAAACUAAAUGAUAUUUCCAAUUAUAUUUUUAGUGGUGGGAAAGAAGAAGACACUAAAGAUAUAAAAAUAGAAACAAAUAAUGAAGUGAAUGAUAAAAGAACUAUUGAAGAAAUUAUUAAUAGUAAUAAUAAAUAUGUUAUUGAUUUUGUAAAUGGUCAUAUAAAAAAUUCAAAAAUAGAAAUAGCUAAUUUUAUUUCAUUUUAUGAUUUCUUUUUAAGUGCUCAAGAGGAGGCAAUAAAUAGUUCGGUAGAAAGUGGAGGACAAACUGAUGAGCAAAAUGAAAAGAAGAAUGACGAUAAAGAUAUACUAAAUCAAAGAUGUAUAUAUAAACAGAUUAGAAAAUCUAGAAACUACAUAUCUACAGAGAAUGAAAAUAUGUGUAUUAGAAAUUACUUGAAUCAUUUUGAUUCUAGGAUGUUUCCAAUAUAUCAAAACAUUCCAAUGAUGAAAAAGGAUGAAGUUGCAGAUCAGUUUGAAAAUAAUGAUAAUGUGAUAAAAAAAAAAGAUAAAAGUAAAUAUGAAAAAGGGAAAUUAUAUUAUCUAAUUGAAGAAAAUGUAAAGAAUAUGUUGUUUGAUGAAAGACGAGAGAAAUCUCAUAAGAUGUAUGGAAAAAAAAUGUUAAAGUCUAGAAAUAAUGAAAUAGAUAUAAAUGAAAAUGUAAGUUAUGAGCAAAAGAGAGUUAGUAGGAUAGGAGAAAAAUUUACAAAAAUAAAAAAAGAAAAAAGAAUGAGCUUAAAUAAGGGUAAUCAUAAAGUAGGGGUUAAAAAGGUUGAUGAAUCUUAUUUAAUUAAAGAUGGUGAAGUAGAAAAUUCAAGUAAUGAAAUACGAGGUGAAACAAAAAUGAGUUUGUAUACAUAUUAUAUAAAAAGAGGGUUGCCAAAAAUAUUUAAUAAAAGGAAAGGAAAUAAAAAUAAUGGAAAAGAUGGGAAAGAAGAUAAAAAAAAAAAAAAUUUAGGAAUAUCAUUUUCACCUGCAGGAUUGUUAAUACCUUACCAUUUAGGUGUUAGUAGUUUACUUGUUGAAAAAAAUAUAAUUAAUGUAAAUACAAAUUUAGGUGGUUCAUCUGCAGGUUGUAUAUGUGCAUGUUGUUUAGGGAUAGGUAUAAAUAUAUAUAAAUGUUUAAUUUUAGCAGAAAAUAUUAUUAAAAAUGCACAUAUAAAUGGAUGUUAUAGAAAAUUAGAAAACUUAUUAAGUAUAGAAUUAAAUAAAUAUAUAUAUAAAGAUAGUUAUAAAUAUUUAAAUGAUAGAUUAGGUAAUAUAUUUGUAGGAAUAACUCAAAUAUUACCAUAUUAUAAAAGAUUAAAUAUAAAUGAGUUUUAUGAUGAUUCAGAUUUAAAAGAUGCAAUUAUAGCAUCAUGUAAUAUUCCUAUGUAUAUAUCUAAUAAUAUUUUUGCAAAUUUUAGAAACAAAAAAUGUAUUGAUGGUUUCUUUAGUACAAAGAAAAAGGAUUUUGGUUGUCCUAAUACAAAAACAGAGAGAAUUAUAAAAGUAUCACCAUUUGAUUCUGAAUAUGUAGGUAUUGAAAAUAAAAAUAAUAGUGUAAUAAGUCCUCAACUAAAUAAGUAUAAUCAUAUUAUAUUUGUAUUUAUUUCUAUUAAAAAUUUAUAUAAUAAAUUUAUUAAUAAUAUAUGGGUUGAAAAGGAAUAUCUUUUUUUAAUCCAGAAUUUACGUAAAAUAAUGAAUGAAAAAAUAUUUGAUUAUACAAAUUUUAUGAAGCAAUAUUUUUUACCUAUGUCUAAUUUUUCAAAAAAGUUUAAAAAUAAAUCAGAUAGUAUAUUACAAAAAAAAAGUAAAUAUAGUAAAGAAGAGAUAAUUAUAAAUAUUCAAGAAAGACUUGAAAAUUACUUAUCAAAUUCUUCGGAUGAAAACUUGAUGCGAAUAAAUAUAUUUCUUAAAACAUAUGAAGAAAUAAAUUUAAAUUUGUAUAAACAUAAUUAUAAUGUUUCAUGUUUAUAUAAAUUUUGUAUAAUCUUAAUUAAUAUAAUAAAUAAAUAUUUUAUAGAAAGUUUUAAUAAUACUUACUUAGUUACCCUUUUGAUAAAACUUAAGAUGGAGCCGUUUAGAGAAAAGGUAGAUAGAUGUCAUGAAGAUACUGCAAAUAAGUUAGAAAACCGCAUCGAGGAAAUUUUUGAUUAUAUAAAGAGUCAUAAUUAUUUGAAAGCAAAUAGAUUCAUUGUUCUUUUUCCUCAAUUAAUAAGCCAAGUUAUUUUAUUUUUUUUUAAAGAAAGUUUUUGCAAUGAAAAUAUAUUGAAUGAUCAUCGAAGAUACUUAAAAUCAAAGAUAUUAAAUAUGAUAGAUAUAUUGAAGAAUAUGUUUUUAAUUGAAUUUGUAAAGAGAGGAAUAAAAAAAUAUGUUUUAUCUUACAAUUUAGAAAAUGAUUAUAAGAAUGAAUUUAAUUUGGGUAGUUCUCAUAAGAUUAUACACUUUUUAAAAUAUAGACAUAUAUAUAUAAAUUAUAUAUAUAUAGUAAAUGAAAUAAAAAAUUCAAACAAUAAAAUAUUAAAAAUUAAUGAAUAUAAUUAUUAUAAUUUUAUAAAUAUAAAUAAAGAAGAUAUGGGUGAUUAUUAUAUAUUUAUGUACAUUUAUUUAUAUGCAAUUAUUUUUUAUAAAUGUGCAUUUUUAUUAUCUAAUGAAGAGAAAGAGAUGUUUGAAAAACCUAGCAUUUAUUUUUCUACUCAAACUCAAAUUUCAGAACUAAGGAGAAUACACAAUGAUAUUAAUGAAUCAAAUGAUAGUUCGAUAUAUAGUAAAAAUAGGAAUAAUAUAAAUUCUUAUUCAUUAUUAAAUAAUGAUUUAAAAAAAGAAAAUGUUGGUGCUUUAAAACUAGCCACAAAGAAUUUUGAGUCAUGGGUGUCUCUUAAAUUUCACAAAGAUAGUGAUACAGAUGUGAGAGAUGCUGACCCCGUUUUGGGUGGCUAUAAUGUUGUAGAAAAUUAUAAAAGUAAUAGCAUAAAAAUGGAACGUAGCUCAAUCAGUGGCAACUAUUCAAAUGGAAUAAAAAAAAGAGAGGUUAAUGAAAAUAAUAAAAUUGGAAAUUCAAAUAAAUUAGAGGAUCGAAAAUAUGAAGACAAAUUUUCCAAAAUGAGUAACUUUCUAAUUUUCAAUAAUAAUUAUGCACGUGUUAAUAAAUUAGAAGAAUAUAUUUAUAUAAAUAAAAAAAAAAUAUUGGAAAUGAAUAUAAAAAACAAAAAUGAAAUAAUAUCAAACAUAUAUAGUAUAUAUGUAUGCUAUUGUGAUGUUAUAAGUUUAUUGAAAUUUGUAUUGAAUAUAAACUUUUGUGAAAAAACACGAUAUACAUUUUUAAAGAAAACAAAAGAUUCGAAAAAGAAAGUUGAAAAAAUGGCACAAAAUAAAAAAAAAAAACAAAAAAAUAUAAAACAUAUUUCAAUAAAUAAAUGUAAUAGUGAUAGUAAUAUAGCUUGGGCAAAUAUAGAUAAUAAUUUUUUUGAUGAAAAUGUUAAUAAAAAUAUGGAUUCAAAUGAAAUGAGUAAUUAUAGUUUUUGUAACAGUUUUAAUAAUAGAAGUACAACAUUUGAGGAAUGGUUACCACAAGAGAGCUACGAAAUAGAAAAAUCCAUUUUUAAUGAAAAGAAAGAAGAUGAAGAAGAUCAAACAUAUUUUAAAAAUAAAAAAGAAGACAAAACGAGUGAAAGUGAGAGAAUAAAAGAUAAUUCAGAAUAUUUAUUAUUAGGGAAAAAAAAUAAAAUGACUAUUUCAUACUCUGAUACAGAAUAUAAAAAAAAAAUAAGUAAUAAAAAAAAUGGAUCAAAUAUAGACAAUUUUCUUAAAGAUUUUAAAACAAAUAUAAAUACAGAACUAUUUGAUACAUAUAAUACAUAUUUUAUAAAAAAUAAAUUUCCUAUAAGAAAAUUAUUUAGAAUGUUACUUGAAGGUACCAAUGAUAAAAAUAUAAAAAGACUUUAUGACAUGGGAAGAAGUGAUACAUAUAUGUGGCUAUAUGUUGAGUAUAUAAAUAUGAGCAUUUAUUUAUUUAAAAAAGUAUACUCUACAUAUUUAAAUAUGAUUUACUAUUUUCAAUCAUUAUUAUAUUUGACUAAUAUUAAUUUAAAAAAAAAAAAAUACGAAGUUUCAAAUAUGCUUAAUUCAGUAGAAAAUGUGAUUUUGUAUAUUAACGGGGUUGAGUUUAAUAUUUUUUCACUUUGUAGAUAUAUUUCAUUUUUCCUGAACAGUUCAGGUAUUUUUGGUGUUAAUUUCGCUAGCUACCUGAAUAAGCAAGAUAAAAAUGUGUGUGUGCGUAAUGAUAAAAAGGCUAGUAUAAAUAAAAGAUUAUCAUGUGAACAUUUGGGACCAAAAAAAAGUGUUAAGUUUGAUGAAACAAAUGAAUUAGUAGGCAAAAAAAUUGGAGAGAAAUUAAUAAAAGAUAAUAAGAUAUUAACAAAACUUGGAAAAUGGAGUAAAAAGAUAGUAGAUCGAAAUAAUAAUUAUUAUGAAAAAAAAAUGAUGAAAAAAAAAAAAAAAAAAGAAAAAAGACACAAAGGAAAAAUAACAUAUAGGAGUAUAAGUUUACCAACAAAUUUAAAAAAAACGGUUUUGAAAAUGACCAAUUUAAGAAACAAAAUAAAUUUAAAUAAAAAUAUAAUUGAAGGAAUAAAUAAUAAUUUUUUAAAAAAUACACCAUAUGAGCAUAUAUAUAGUCAUACAAAUUUUUGGCUAUACUCUUCUUCGGAAGAUAGUAGUGAUGAGCAUAAAAAAAAUAUGAAUGAAUUUUGGAUGAGUAAUAAUAAAAAUCCUAAUACUCAAUUUGAUGAUAUAUUUGAUGAGAUAUCAGAAGAAAUGGAUACUUUUUCAGUAAUUUCAAAUUUUAUUAAAACCUUUAAAAAUAUGGAUAGUAAUAAUUUGAAUUUAUCGGGUUAUUUUGGAUUUUAA